AUGGACGUCGCCAACCUUGAAGCCGCCAUGGAGCGGAUCACUGUGACGGAUGAGAAUGAUGAACAGAUCUCAUCUACGACUACAUAUCACAAGACAAAGCCGUCGCUUGCAACCAAUGUAUCGGUAGCAGGCCUCUCUUCCUCACAAUCAGCCGCCAACCGCAUGAAAUUACCCCAUCAAAUACCAUUACAGAAGCUGGCCACACAGAAUGCAAGCAAAGGCGCCAACGUCAAAGUCGCCGUCACCGCUACCGCCAGUCGAAGCUCAGAACAGAACCCGUCGCACCGUCGCACACUUACUGAGUCGGCCAUCUACACUACACCUGCUGCACCCAAGCAAUGGCAUCUCGGCAUGUUCGAGAUAGGAAAGCCCCUUGGAAAGGGCAAGUUUGGUCGUGUGUACCUUGCCAAGGAGAAGUCGUCUGGUUUUGUCUGUGCCCUUAAAGUGCUGCACAAGUCGGAGCUUCAGCAAGGCAAGGUCGAGAAGCAGGUUCGAAGAGAGAUUGAGAUUCAAUCGCACCUGACCCACCCCAACAUCCUUAAACUAUUUGGUCACUUCCACGACGCAAAGCGCAUCUUCCUCAUUCUCGAAUUCGCCGGCAAGGGUGAAUUGUACAAGCAUCUCCGCCGCGAGCAACGGUUCGCGGAACCGAAGGCAGCCCAAUACGUCGCUCAGAUGGCUGCAGCCCUCAAGUACCUCCACAAGAAGCACGUCAUGCACCGCGACAUCAAGCCGGAGAACAUCCUCAUGGGCAUCCACGGCGAGAUCAAAAUUUCGGAUUUCGGAUGGUCUGUCCACGCACCCAACAACCGAAGAAACACCAUGUGUGGAACUCUCGACUACCUGCCCCCAGAGAUGUUGAGGGGUGGCGGUAAGGACAACUUUUACUCUGAAAAGGUCGACCUGUGGAGUUUGGGCGUUUUGACAUACGAGUUCUUGGUGGGCGAGGCGCCCUUUGAGGACACGCAGGUCAUGACACAACGGAAAAUUGCCAGAGGAGACUACACAGUGCCCAACUUUGUGAGCCCAGAGGCUAGGGACCUGAUCAAGAGGUUACUUGUAUUGGACCCAGAAAAGCGCAUCGCUCUCGAAGAUGUGGAAUGCCAUCCGUGGAUUGUAAAGCACUGCAAAGGCAGCGAGCGAGCCUUCGACCGUGCCAGUGGAGGCAAAUUCCGCGCUAGCUCCGAGUCGGAUGAAACCUACUAG
Molecule: messenger RNA, 1206 nt
Organism: Plenodomus lingam JN3
Lineage: Eukaryota; Fungi; Ascomycota; Dothideomycetes; Pleosporales; Leptosphaeriaceae
Gene: ARK1
Product: Serine/threonine-protein kinase ark1
Biological process (GO): protein phosphorylation; mitotic spindle organization; regulation of cytokinesis
Cellular component (GO): chromosome passenger complex; spindle microtubule; kinetochore
Molecular function (GO): ATP binding; protein kinase activity
Source: RefSeq, a predicted model, not a curated record